CUUUUAACAUUUUAAAAGUCAUGUACAAUACGGACAAAUUGCACUUGGUGGAAAUCAAAAACGGAUUAGUUGCUCCAAAGUACAAUGUUGCUUUAACAUCUAUGGAUGCGGCUGUAACCAAAGGAACUCCAAAUUGGAUUAUCUACGAAAUGGAGAAUUCGCUCGAUAAGAUUAAAAACAACAUUUUGUAUGACAACAAUAAAAACUGGUUUUUUGAUCGUGGAUAUACAUAUCACGAGGUGAAUUCGGGGUAUAUAGAGGUUCAACUCGCCCAACCGUAUUUGCUAAGUUCAAUGAGGAUGCUGCUUUGGGAUGACAAUAACGAUACCUACGGUUACACUGUUCAGGUUUCAGUCAAUCAUGAAGAUUGGGACUUGAUAAUAGAUAAAUCCAAUAAACCGUGCCGAUCGUGGCAGUUGUUGCAAUUUGAACAAAGGCUGGUAGUGUAUAUACGUAUUACUGGCGUUCACAGUUCACAUCCUAACAAUACUUUUAAUUUAAAAUAUUUGGAGGCACCCGCUCAAGUAUCGCUAGCUUUCAUCAUCAAAAAACCGUGGAAGUCGAUAUCGUGGCUAUUAAAUCGGAAAUAGCACCAC
Molecule: messenger RNA, 596 nt
Organism: Adelges cooleyi (spruce gall adelgid)
Lineage: Eukaryota; Metazoa; Arthropoda; Insecta; Hemiptera; Adelgidae
Product: BTB/POZ domain-containing protein 9-like
Exons: 4
Coding region: 21-590 (189 amino acids)
Biological process (GO): adult locomotory behavior; circadian behavior; modulation of chemical synaptic transmission
Source: RefSeq, a predicted model, not a curated record